CUGUCGCGAGCUCGGGCUCCCGAUUUGGACACAGUCCGGAGACUGAACCUUUGGGGAAGUAAUCUGAAAGAUGCUCCCAGUCUGGGCUCGAGUGGGCACAGCGUGGACAAUGGCGGGGACAUUGGAGGGAGGUUUGGAUUCCUGGCAGCUUCUAUAUUGAUGAGGCAGUCCAAGCACUGACGCAUGUUUGAUGCAGUGGAGGCCAUUUUGACUUCUUGAAUCUGUCCAAUGCAAACUCAUGGAGUUAGCAGCGGAGGUCUCCAUAUUAAGGGAGAUGUCCAACAUAGAAGUGAUUACAUUAAGUGCGAACAACAUCUCCUCUCUAGUAGAUUUCCAAUACUGUCAGAAUAUUAGUGAGCUUUACCUCCGCAAGAACAAUAUUCAGAAACUGGCAGAGAUCUGCUACCUGAAGGAACUGCAUCGCCUCAGAGUACUGUGGCUAUCGGAAAAUCCUUGUUGUGGGGCAGACCCUCACAAGUACAGAAUGACUGUCCUGCGCAACCUGCCACACCUACAGAAGUUGGAUAACCAAGUUGUGACAGAGGAGGAAGUGGCUCAGGCUUUAGACGAUGGAGAAGAGAUGGUGGCCAUGCACAGCAAAGAGCCCAUGGAGCCAAUAAGGAACUGCUCGAGAAGAGAAGUCAGCAUCUCUGAAUCAAGCACUCAAAUGGAAAGUGAUGUCUUGAGUUUCAGGAUGGAAGAGACAAAUAAAAUCCGUGAAGAACUUGGAAUGAAACCGCUGGGAAGAGACAAAUUUUUCUCCUCUGUUGGAGUGAAGGACCGAAAUUCCUGCAAUGGCACCCAAAGGUGCACUUCCAAUGUCCUGAGUGCUGUUCUUUUGCUCUUGAAAGAGCUCGAUGGAGAUGGGCUGGAGAUUGUAUACAGAAUGACAGAGCAAAAACUCCGAAUAUUGCACAGGAAAGAGACUGAACAGGACCAAUGAGCUAUAACCAACCAAGCUCACAGACAGUGCAAGUUAAUUUUGACUCAUGGGAGCUGUAUAAAAAUUCAAGGAAAUGCCAGAGAAAAUUAAAACUGUGACUUGUAGAGUUGAGGUGAAGCGACUUCACUGAAGUGUUAUCAUCAUAGACCUAGAAGGUAUCCAUCCCAUUAUUUACGUACCAUUAUCCUCCCUAACAGGAA
Messenger RNA from Chiloscyllium plagiosum (whitespotted bambooshark), 1143 nucleotides. The record is from RefSeq and is a predicted model, not a curated record. NCBI's taxonomy places the organism in Eukaryota, Metazoa, Chordata, Chondrichthyes, Orectolobiformes, Hemiscylliidae.